GGCGUACAGUUCACUGAUAUGCUUCUACAAGCGUCUCCCGUCUUCCUCAGAUCUUUUAGCUCUCCACAUGAAUCCCGAGAAGAUUCAUAUUAAACACCUCUUCUGAUUUCACAUUAUCGGAGACUCAGAUCUGCAAUCGAAGUUCGUGGCGGGGGAUCCAAUUUGUUUCAAUUUUAAGGGAGAAGGAAGAAGCAUGGACACUUUUACGGCGGAGGAUCUGUCGACGAUCGGCGGAAUCGCCACCGUGUCGCUCCUCCAUUCGUUCAUUCCCACUCACUGGCUACCUUUCUCAAUCGUCGGACGCGCGCAGAAAUGGACGCUUUCCAGAACGCUCUUCGUCACUGCAUUUGGAGCAGUCCUGCAUGUCAUAUCCACUUCCCUUCUUGGUAUAACAGCGAUCACAAUGGCGAAUACCAUCGCCGGUGAAGAGACGGUUCACAAGCUUGCUUCCCUUUUGCUUGUGAUCCUCGGUGGAAGCUAUGUAUUGCUGUUUCUGGCUGGUAAAGGUGGUCACACACAUUCUCAUAACAAACCCAUGGAGAAAAUGGCUGUUGCUGGGCUUGUCCUUGUUCCUGCGUUAUCUCCGUGUGCAACAACUCUUCCUGUUUUUCUCGCUGUUGGAAAUUCUAAGCCCAUGAUGGUUCUCGCCAUCAUAGUUCUGCUGAUCAGCACCAUAUUGGUAAUGACAUCGCUGGUGGCUCUAUCGUUCUACGGUGCAAGUCAGCUGAAGUUUCACUGGGUGGAGCGAUACGACAAGCUACUGGUUGGUUCCGUCCUGUGUCUGGUAGGUAUCUUAACCCUUCUCUUCCAUGAUCACGACCACCAUGGUCAUGAAGCACAUCAACUACCCAGGAAAAUCAUUUCUCUUUAGAGACCCAUUUCGAAUCUCUGUUUUGUCUGUUUGUUAUAGAGCGCCUUAAGGGCUUUCCCGUUGUAUGUCUAUAACUAGUUCUAACGCUCUCUAUUGCACGUGAAGAAACAUAUGUAUGUGUUAAGUUCCUUUAAUAGAACAACAUUAGUUGUGAAUGUGAUUUUCAUAAGCAGUACAUCAAAUCCA
This is a messenger RNA of Brassica rapa (field mustard), 1057 nucleotides long. RefSeq lists its product as uncharacterized. The record is from RefSeq and is a predicted model, not a curated record. NCBI's taxonomy places the organism in Eukaryota, Viridiplantae, Streptophyta, Magnoliopsida, Brassicales, Brassicaceae.